Messenger RNA from Trichoderma citrinoviride, 1497 nucleotides. RefSeq lists its product as hypothetical. The record is from RefSeq and is a predicted model, not a curated record. Gene Ontology annotation, molecular function: oxidoreductase activity. Bases 1 to 1497 code for a protein of 498 amino acids. Lineage: Eukaryota; Fungi; Ascomycota; Sordariomycetes; Hypocreales; Hypocreaceae. The transcript has 3 exons.
AUGGCGAGAAAAAUCACAACGCAAGUGAUCCUGCAGCAUAAUAAGCUGGAUGAUGUGUGGAUUGUUGUCGACGGAGAGGUGUACGACAUGACUGAAUUCGCACCUGAGCAUCCUGGAGGAGCGGAGAUUAUACACAAGUUUGCCGGAAAGGACGCCACAGAAGAGUAUGGCCGAGUACAUUCGCCCUCAUUGAUCAGAGAGACACUUGGAGCGCAAGGCCAUAUUGGAUCGUUGGAUACGUCAACAAUAACGGAGGAGUGGAAAGCAGCCAAUGAGUCCACAGACCGGUCUAUCACAGCAACUUCAAGAGAGAAGCCGGCUCUGGAUGAAAUCUUCAACAUGGAUGACUUCGAAAAAGCGGCACAGCUGACGCUGUCAAAGAAGUCAUGGGCGUACAUCAAGGGAGGCUCCAACGACAACAUCACGCGAGAUGCCAAUAGCUCCAUGCUGCGAAAGAUCUGGUUGCGCCCAAGGGUAAUGCGCAACGUUGGAAGUGUCACGGCGCGGACGAGCUUGUUCGGAUGCGAUCUUGAGAUGCCAGUCUUCAUCUCGCCUACGGGGGCUGCGAAAGCUGGCGGCGCCGAGGGCGAGCUGACUCUGGCUCGAGGAGCUGGUGCGGCGGGCAUUGUGCAUUGUUUCGCGACCCCAUCGUCCUACACUCACCUGGAAAUUCUGCAGGAGACGAAGCGCCACGCCUUCUUCCAGCUGUACGUCAACAAAGACCGGUCCAAGUCCGAGGCCAUCGUCCGCACGAUCGAGGCCACCGGCAAAGUGAAGGCCAUUCUGGUGACUGUGGACGUCCCCGUUAUUCCCAAGAGGGAGGAUGACGAGCGCGUAAAGUCAAACGAACAGCUGCAGAUAGCCGGCAUCGGGCUCAGUCCCGAGGCUGUCAAGGAGGACAAACGAGGAGCCGGUCUUGCGCGUCAAGUGUCGUCCUUUAUCGAUCCGACAUUCACUUGGGACGACCUGAAAUGGCUGAGAAGCAUCACGGAGAUUCCGAUCGUCGUCAAGGGUAUUCAAUGCGCAGCUGAUGCCAUCCUGGCUGCGAAAAUGGGGGCUCAAGGCAUCGUCAUCAGUAACCAUGGCGGCCGAGCUGCCGAUACUGCGCCGCCAACAAUUCUUGUCUUGUUGGAGCUGCAGAAACAGUGUCCCGAGAUAUUCAGCCAGCUUGAGGUUCUGAUCGACGGAGGCUUUCGGCGAGGAUCGGAUAUUGUCAAGGCCAUCUGUUUGGGCGCAUCUGCCGUUGGACUUGGCAGGCCAUUUCUCUACUCCCUGGGCUAUGGCCAGGAGGGAGUAGAGCGCGUCGCUUGGAUUUUAAAGGACGAAAUCGAAACGGCUAUGCGCUUGUGUGGCAUGACGGAUCUGAUGAGAGAUGCGCACCCGGAUUUUGUCAAUACGAGCAGCCUUGACUUUAUGGUGCCUGGACUGAAGCAUCCUUACGCACGCAAGGUAAACAAGUCAACUGGAUGGCUGAGCUCACUGAGAGCCAAAUUGUAA